Messenger RNA from Rubroshorea leprosula, 1780 nucleotides. The record is from the annotation of a GenBank genome assembly. Lineage: Eukaryota; Viridiplantae; Streptophyta; Magnoliopsida; Malvales; Dipterocarpaceae.
AUCUUUUCCAAGUAAUAGAAAACUCCACUCUUCAACUCUCCAUUCCCCCACAACAACCCAAAAGCCUAUAGCAUCUUCAAUUCAAUCGCCGUAAGCCCUCCGAUCAAAAGCACAAUUACAGAACCCAAUAUGGGGAAGAAGAGGAAGUCGAUAGCCACGAGCCUGGACGAGGUGGAUCGGACCAUGUACGCCUCAUUUUGCAGUGCCGCAAACUCCUUGUCUCAGCUUUAUACCCAGGCCAUGAAUCAGCAGAAGCUUUCCUUCCAAGCCGGCGAGCGCCACAGCCUGGAAAAACUUUAUCAGUGGCUUCGGAGACAACAAGAGGGAGGUUCAAGAGUAACCACAUUGGACAUACUCAGCUACCUUCAGGUUUGCACUGGUUUUCCUUGCUUAAUCAUGUUAGUAUACACUAUGGUUUUUAUCUAUACACAAGGUUGUGUGGGAUUUGCAGACAUUUGUUGCAGGAAGGCCUGCAUAAAUCAAUUUGUUGGGUUCACUUUCCUGUUACAUUUCUUGUUCUGAUGCUAAAAUUUUUAUGUUCAUGGACCACUGAUGUAUGGGAAACCUUCCAAUGGUUUCUGUGAGAUGCAGUAUGCUGUUUGAACUUUGAAGAGUCAAGAGAGGUGGCUAUCAGGAUAUGUUUAGUGCUUGGAGAGUAUAUAUCUGCUGCCGAGAAACAUUGACUUUGUAGUAUCUCUUAACAGCCGGAGGCAGGCAUGGUGCAUAAAUGUAUAUCUAUUGUCAAUACCAAAGAUGUGUUUCCCUUUUAGAAUCUGGAAGUGUCCGUAUUCAUCAUUCUUUAAACAUACCUUCUGCUUGUCAAAGUCAAACAGUUACCAAUCGUCAACAGCUGUGAUAGUUAUGCUUUACUUAUAAUCUGAAAUGCUAGUUUUCUCUCUGCAGAAUGAACUGGAGUACAGUGGAGAGGAACCAUCUAUGUCGCCUAGAGCACCAGUGCAACAACAGCAUUCCCAGCCUCCAAUGCAGUUCACCAAUCCUAGCUUUAUGGUCUCUUCAGGCCCAUCUGGCCAAAUUGCUGGGCAGGUAACUCGUCCAGAGCAUGGUGAUCAACAGUCCAAGAAUACAGUUUUCUCAAAUGCUUUAUCAAGCCCCAUUCGACAGAGUCUUCAGAAUUAUCACAUUUCACAGGGAGGCUACUAUUCAAAUGGCAGUGUACCCUCAGGAACUGGAGCUAGGAACAAUGAAUCCAACUUUCUUCAGCACCAGAACAGGGAACCCAAUCCUCUCAGUUCCAAUGAUUCCUCAAUGGAAAUGCAUGCAGAUAGUCCUUCUCAUGAAUCAACCUAUUGAAAUGUCCUUCUCAUGAAUCAACCUAUUGAAAUGCUCAGGUAGACCAUUUCAAAAGCUUGUAGUCUUGUGGUUAGGAAACAUCUGCAUGGGCUGUAAAGGAUCACGGCCUCAUUCAUUGCUUUCAGAAAGGAGAUGAAAGCGAAACAUGAAGAUGGUUUCUUCAUACAAUAAUAAACACAAGAUGAUGAGUGGGGAACAAUGUGACUGUGUUCACAGUCACAUUGUGAAGAAAGCACAAGCUUCAUAGCUUAUCAGUAUAUCUUCUACAGUCCUUUUUGGAUCAAUUACUCUUGGUCGACUAAAAGAUCAUAUGUAAAGCAACUUGUGGAAUUCAUUCUACAACUUGCAUACUGCAACAGCUGUUUGUUUCGUUCUCUUUUCUAGUUUUUUUCAAAAUUUAGAUUUUGUUAUGUGAUGUGUUUAUCAGGAUGUCUGUGUGACAUUUACAGAGUAAAUUCUAUUGAUCCAU